CAAGACCAAAAGAAGUCAUGUCUCAGCCUGCCACUCUGCCUCCUCUGAUGAUGAUGAAGAAGAAGACGAAGAAGUGUUCUGGGCCCUCAAUUCUCUCCAGCAAUCAGCAUCCUCAGCCAGGAAAGGUGAAGUUUUUAGGUGUGAGGAUCUACAUCGUGGAGAGACGCAUGGGCCACAGCAGGAGAGGAUUCCUCAGCAGCCUGGCCAGAUCCAAGGGCUUCAGGGUGGAAGACACCCUCGGCGGUAAGGUGACCCAUGUGGUGUCAGAGGGGAACCCAGGCGGGGAGCUGUGGGGCUGGCUGCGUGCCCAGACUGUGGCCCUGGCCGGCACUGCGGAGGUGCUGGACAUCAGCUGGUUCACCGAGAGCAUGAGGGAGGGCAGGCCAGUGGCCGUAGAGAGCAGACAUCGCAUUCAGGAGGACGCGUCUCUCCUGUCUCCUGUGGGUUCACGGAGCGCCGUGUCUCAGUACGCGUGUCAGCGCAGGACAACUCUGGACAAUCCCAACAAGAUCUUCACGGAUGCUUUUGAGGUGCUGGCAGAGCACUCAGACUUCAGUGGCAGCAGUGGUCCAGCGUUGGCCUUCAAGCGGGCCGCCUCGGUGCUGCGGAGCCUGUCCAGCGCUCUGCACUGCCUGGGGGACACGCGGGACCUGCCCUGCCUGGGGGAGCAGAGCAGAGCCGUCAUGGAGGAAAUCUUUGAGUGUGGCAGAAGCUUCAAAGUUCAAGGCAUACUCAGUGACGAGAAAUUUCAAACAAUGAAGCUGUUCACGAGUGUUUUUGGCGUGGGCCCCAAGACAGCAGAGAAGUGGUUCCUGAGAGGACUGCGGUCCCUUGAGGAGAUAGCCACCCACCCACAUGUUCAUCUCAACAGAAUGCAACAAGCAGGUUUUCUUUAUUAUGCUGAUAUCUCGAGAGGAAUCUCCAAGUCUGAGGCAGAGGCAUUGGGACGCAUUGUUGAGGACACUCUUCACCAGAUUGCACCAAACGCCUCCAUGGUUUUGACAGGUGGCUUCCGCAGGGGGAAGGAGUUUGGGCAUGACGUGGACUACAUACUGACCACACCUGACGCCGGGACCGAGGAAGGACUGUUGCUACGGGUGAUAGAUCGCCUCAACUAUCAGGGCAUUCUGCUGUACCAGGAGUACCAGGAGUCCACCUUUGACAAGAGCCGGCUGCCCUGCCGCAGGUUCGAGGCCAUGGACCACUUUCCAAAAUGCUUCCUCAUCAUCAAGCUCCACGCAGAGGUGGUGCCGGAAGGGGCACUGUCAUGUGACCACGGGGACCGCCGUGGUUGGAGAGCGGUGAGGCUGGACCUUGUGGCGCCACCUGCUGACCGGUUCGCCUUCGCACUACUGGGCUGGAGUGGAUCGACGAUGUUUGAGCGAGACCUGAGACGCUUCGCCCGCUUAGAGAGAGGGAUGCUGCUGGACAAUCAUGCCCUGUAUGACAAGAGCAAGGAUGCAUUUCUGGUGGCCAAAACUGAGAGGGAUAUUUUCGAUCUUCUGGGGCUGGAUUACAUCGAACCUUGGCAACGCAAUGCAUAGAACUCCAAGAAGCGGAGAAUGCUGAGUGCUUCCAUUCAUUCGCCAUCAGAUGGGCACUCAGAUUGGCACCCAACACUGCCACUUCUGUGUGUGUGUGCAUGUGUGUGUGUGUGUGUGUGUGUGUGUGUGUGCACGUGUAUGACACACGUUUGCGUGUUUGCAUGCUUACAAGCGUGCCGACGGUGCUUCAGAGUGCUAUCUCCACACUAUGUUAUUCAGCGCAGGCUUGUCAGAUCUGGCAGAUGCACCCUCAUCACGCCUUAUUGUUCUCCUCCAAACGCAUAAACAGCUGUUUAUCUCCUCCACAAACUCUUAGUGGGGCUUUUAUGUAGGCACAGAGAAUGUAGGCUUACGUACACACAUACACACACACACACAUUCAAGGAAUGCAAGAGUGGAGUGUUGAGAGAGGUGUUCAGGGAGGGUUUGGACUUGACUAAAUUUCUCUGAUUAUACAGUGUACAUCAAUAAUGAAUACACCCCUUUUGAAAUGUUGAAGUUAUUUCCAAAUUGUGCAUAAAGUAAGCUGAAUACAGAAAAGAAAAAUAAAUCAAAAUGAGUUAAAUUGCAUAUUUUUCCAUGUUUGUGACAGAAAAGAAAAAUAAAUAAAAAUGAGUUCAAUUGCAUAUUUUUCCAUGUUUGUGACAGAAAAGAAAAAUAAAUAAAAAUGAGUUCAAUUGCA
Messenger RNA from Engraulis encrasicolus (European anchovy), 2226 nucleotides. Its product is annotated as DNA nucleotidylexotransferase-like. NCBI's taxonomy places the organism in Eukaryota, Metazoa, Chordata, Actinopteri, Clupeiformes, Engraulidae. Bases 18 to 1544 code for a protein of 508 amino acids. The transcript is spliced from 11 exons. Gene Ontology annotation, molecular function: DNA binding; DNA nucleotidylexotransferase activity; DNA-directed DNA polymerase activity. Gene Ontology annotation, biological process: double-strand break repair via nonhomologous end joining. Gene Ontology annotation, cellular component: nucleus. The record is from RefSeq and is a predicted model, not a curated record.